Molecule: messenger RNA, 333 nt
Organism: Protopolystoma xenopodis
Lineage: Eukaryota; Metazoa; Platyhelminthes; Monogenea; Polystomatidea; Polystomatidae
Source: the annotation of a GenBank genome assembly
AUGCGACUCGGGCAUCCUAUCCGGGUCUCCCUCAUGGUCCCGAAUAGAAUGGAAACAAGAGCUGCACACGCCUAUGAUCCAUUGCUACCUGAGAUGAGUCCUCUCCUGAUUGGUUCGGGGCCUGAUUUAAAAAUUCAGCAAUCCAACGAUCCUGGACAAUAUGAUCGACUACAGCAGGUUGACUUGUAUGCCAUAUUGGCUUACCUGCUUGGCGUACCGCGACCCAUCUGGAACAAUGCUAGUCUAGCUCGAGUAGCUCAUUUGCUUGAGCCCAGUCCAGGCAAAAUCGCCAUUCGCCGUUGGUUUAGACACUCUAUACCACCGAGAGGUUAG